Messenger RNA from Ostreococcus lucimarinus CCE9901, 567 nucleotides. RefSeq lists its product with no specific name. Lineage: Eukaryota; Viridiplantae; Chlorophyta; Mamiellophyceae; Mamiellales; Bathycoccaceae. The transcript has a single exon. The record is from RefSeq and is a predicted model, not a curated record. The coding region runs from base 1 to 567 and encodes 188 amino acids.
AUGCGGUCGCGCGCGCUGCAGAGCCUGGAGAACGCGCGCGCGGUGCUCGAACGCACGAACGAGACGUUGGGCAAGGCGGCGCGCGACCGCGGGAAGGAAAACGACGAUGCGGCGCGCGAGGACGACGACGCGGGAGGCGCGAUCGCGCUCGAGGUGGGUCUGAACGCGUUGCGCGUGAACGACGACGCGGACGACGCGAGACGCGCGCGGGGAGGCGCGGAAGGAGAGGAAACGUCGAGCGCGAGCGCGGAGGCGGCGCUUGACGCGUGCGUCGCGGACGUCGUCGAUGACUGGUUGGGUGAUCUCGAUAGCGUCACCGCGGAGGUCGAUCGCGUGAGUGGGUUGUCGCUGCAAACGCUGUACGCGUCUUUACGAGGAGAUGAGGCGCUGGAGAAGUUGCGAGUAGACAAGAGCGCGUUGAAGCGUCGGUUGAGGCGAUUCGACGUUCGCAUCUUGCGCACGACUGGGAGAAAGACGACGAGGGAUGACAAGAAGCAUUUGCGUCCGUUGUACGUGCGAUUGGCGAAGAUCAAAGACCUGAUCGCCAUUCGCGAGGCGGGAGGAUAG